AGCAAACGUGUGGGACACUAACAUCUCGCUAGGCUGGUACAAAACCGACUCCAACUCACGAUGCACCGAAAAACCGGUGGUACCACACAUGCCGGACGGCGAGAAGACGACCGAGGCAACGGCCAAGGAUGUCGGCGGCGGCAGCCAGCCAAAACCACCGUCCCGCCGCGGUAGCGCCCGCUUCGAGCGCCUCCUCUCCGGGCUGGGCGCUGGUCCGCUCGUGGACGUCGAGCCCGACAAGGUUAAGGACGAGAUCCGGCGAUGGGCCAAGAAGGUGGCGGCUCUGGUGCGCCAGCUCAGCUUCGGCGCCUGGGCGGAGAAGAGCGACGGCGGCUCGUCGGAGAACCACGGCGCAGGCGAUGAUGGAUACGAGAGCUGAGCACCUAGACUGCAGAUAACUUUCGCGGGCAGUAAGCCAGUAAUAACUCCGCUGAUAUGGUGGCAGCACCGGGCAAAAGCAAGCGCAAAAUUCAUUCUCCUUUAUUCGUUUGUUCGUUUCUAAGGGCGCUGAUACUGUAUGUGUACCACAGUAGAUCUUACCUCAGUUAUGUCAAAAGAGAUAAAAAUUAGCAAAGGCCAUGGAUGUAAUGAUUAUAAUAAAGAGCUAUGGAUAUUCUCCGGU
This is a messenger RNA of Zea mays, 622 nucleotides long. RefSeq lists its product as uncharacterized. The coding region runs from base 89 to 379 and encodes 96 amino acids. The transcript has a single exon. The record is from RefSeq and is marked validated. Lineage: Eukaryota; Viridiplantae; Streptophyta; Magnoliopsida; Poales; Poaceae.